Amphimedon queenslandica is the source of this 3822-nucleotide messenger RNA. Its product is annotated as prestalk protein-like. NCBI's taxonomy places the organism in Eukaryota, Metazoa, Porifera, Demospongiae, Haplosclerida, Niphatidae. The transcript is spliced from 2 exons. The coding region runs from base 38 to 3640 and encodes 1200 amino acids. The record is from RefSeq and is a predicted model, not a curated record. Gene Ontology annotation, cellular component: extracellular region.
UUGACUCAUCAAAUUUUUUAGGUCAACUGACCAGAAAAUGGCCGUGAAAUUCGUUCUCUUGCUGCUGUUUGCUUCAGUUUACUGUCGUCCUUCUCUUCCACAAAGCAACCUUUAUCCUCAACUGGAUGUAGUUCACUGCCCCAAUUCUGAGGACCUCUGCCCGGCUAAUAAUACGUGUUGCCGUCUUACCCCGGAGCUCUGGGGAUGCUGUCCACACAUAGACGCUUACUGCUGCUCUGAUAAGCGCCACUGCUGUCCUCGUGGCCAUCCUUGCUCCGCGGACUCCUUGAACUGCUCGGACUCUACUACAACCUUCCCUUCCGUUUUGAUGAGUUUUAAAAGGCAAAGAAACAGAAAUAAACCCUUCUUUGAAAGUAAAAUUUCAGAUACAUUAUCACAAGUUGCCGUUAAUGUGAAUUGCACUCCUCCUGGUUCAAAAGAGAGCUGGCAGUGUCCUGCCGAUCAUACGUGCUGCUAUAUUUCAACCACUAGGAGAUAUGGUUGCUGUCCAAUAGUACCUGCAACUUGCUGCCCUGAUGGAAGAGGAUGCUGUCCAUCAGGAUACACUUGUGACCUAACCGAUAAUACAUGCACUCCACCAAAAGACUCACUUGCAACACUGGCACCGACUCUAAUUGACGUGAGACCUAGACCCACCAACGUUACUGAUAUAAUUUGUCCCAAUGGGAUAAAUCAAUGUCCUGAUGGUGAAACCUGCUGUCGGGUGAGCAGUGAUGAUUUCGGGUGCUGUCAUUUUUCCAAUGCUGUCUGCUGUGCUGAUAUGAAGCACUGCUGUCCUAGCGGAUAUAUGUGUAGUCCGAAUGACGGUAACUGUAUAAGGUCUCAAGUGGCUAUACUUAAGAAGAAACCUGCAAUUAGCAUAUCCUUCACUAACGUGACUGAAGUCCAUUGUCCUGAUGGUAAAGUAUGUCUCGAUGGCAAUACUUGCUGUCAGACCCUCUCUGGUAGCUAUGGUUGCUGUCCUAGGGAAGAUGCUGUUUGUUGUGCUGAUAGAGUUCACUGCUGUCCUCAUGGCACUGAAUGCAAAAGUGAUGGCACUUGCACUAGGACCAAUGAGGUAAAGAAGACCCUGAAACUUGAUUCAGUUAAGUGUCCUGAUGGUGGAGUUUGUCUUGAUGGUGAAACUUGUUGUCGAGAAAGUGGUUAUAAAUAUGGUUGUUGUUCUUAUCCUGAUGCUACCUGUUGCUCUGAUGGAAUCCAUUGCUGUCCCUCAGGAGAGAUAUGUGACGUAGCUCGUGGGACUUGUUUUUAUGGAGGCUCUGCUAAAGCAAUGAUGAAGAAACUGUCAUUCUUGAGGUCACCAAUUAAAGUUAAAAAUGUGGUUUGUCCUGAUGGAGGAAGCUGUCCUGAUGAUAAUACAUGUUGUCUAACUGGUGACAAUAAGUAUGGGUGCUGUCCUCAACCUAAUGCUAACUGUUGCGCUGAUAAAGUCCAUUGCUGUCCUUCAGGCUAUUCUUGUAAUGUAGCUGAUGGUACUUGUACUAGAGGGGUCUCUGUUGUACCAAUGAUGAAGAAAUUGUCAUCCUUGAGGUCACCAUCUGAUGUAAAAAAUGUGGUUUGUCCUGGUGGGAGGCAGAAGUGUCCUGAUGACAAUACUUGCUGUGAAUUGGAAUCUGGUAGCUAUGGUUGCUGUCCUAGACCAGAUGCUGUUUGCUGUGCUGAUAAAACUCACUGCUGUCCUAAUGGCUAUACGUGCCAGAACGAUGGUACCUGCAAGAAAGACACGAAAGUCUAUGAAGCACUGGCAGUUGUGAAACUUGAUUCAGUUAAGUGUCCUGAUGGUGGAGUUUGUCUUGAUGGUCAAACUUGUUGUCGAGAAAGUGGUUAUAAAUAUGGUUGUUGUCCUUAUCUUGAUGCUACCUGUUGCUCUGAUGGAAUCCAUUGCUGUCCCUCAGGAGAGAUAUGUGACGUAGCUCGUGGGACUUGUUUUUACGGAGACUCCGCUAAAGCAAUGAUCAAGAAACUGUCAUUCUUGAAGUCACCAACUAAAGUUAAAAAUGUGGUUUGUCCUAAUGGGAGGCAGGAGUGUCCUGAUGACAAUACUUGUUGUGAAUUGAAAUCUGGUAGCUAUGGUUGCUGUCCUAGAGCAGAUGCUGUUUGCUGUGCUGAUAAAAUUCACUGCUGUCCUAAUGGCUACACGUGCGAGAACGAUGGUACUUGCAAGAGAGACUCGAAAGUCUAUGAAGCUCUGGCAGUUUUGAAACUCAAUACAGUUGACUGUCCUGAUGGGGGAAGCUGUCCUGAUAAUAAUACAUGUUGUCUAACUGGUGUAGAUAAGUACGGGUGCUGUCCUCAACCUAAUGCUGUCUGUUGCGCUGAUAAAGUCCAUUGCUGCCCUAAAGACUUUUCUUGUAAUACAGCUGAUCAUACUUGUACUAAGGGGGUCUCUGUUAUACCAAUGAUGAAGAAGCUUCCAACGUUGGGCUCACCUACUAAAUUAAAAGGGGUUGUAUGCCCUAAUGGAAAGAAUGAGUGUCCUGAUGGUAGCACUUGCUGCAGUAAAGGUGAUGCAGGAUAUGGCUGCUGCCCUUUGGCUAAUGCUGUUUGCUGUGCUGAUCAAACCCAUUGUUGUCCUAAUGGUUUCUCAUGUGAUGCAAGUAAUGGUACCUGUGUCAAGGAAGCCCCUGUAUUCUCAGCCUUACACAAAGUCUUUCAGCCUCUGUAUAAUAGUAAAGUCAAAGAAAAUGUCUGCCCUGAUGGUCAAAGUGAAUGCUCUGAUAUUAAUACAUGCUGUAAGACCGAUACAGGAAAGUAUGGCUGCUGUGAGUUACCUCAAGCUACCUGCUGCUCUGAUAUGAAGCAUUGCUGUCCAAGUGGUUACAUUUGCAAUUCUGAUGGCUCCUGUAAUAGGCAGGAUUCCUUUAUACAAAUUGAAGCAGUUCUCAUUAAGAAUAAGGUAAAGGAUGUCACUUGUAGCGAUGGCAAUACAUCGUGUAAAAAUGAUCAGACUUGCUGUCUUCUUAAAGAUGGACGCUAUGGUUGCUGUAACCUCACUGAUGCUAAUUGCUGUGGCGAUGGGAUACAUUGCUGUCCAAAUGGUUACUCGUGUGACGUGGCAAAAGGCACGUGUGUAAAAGAAGCAUCUGUCAUACCAAUACUAAAGAAAAUGAUGUCAGUGUCUACUCAAGUAAAGGAUGAUAUAAAAUGUCCUGAUGAUACGGUUUGCUCUGACAAUAACACUUGCUGUAAAGCAAAGUCUAAUUCGUUUGGUUGUUGUCCUUCACCUAAAGCUACCUGUUGUGCUGAUGAGAUCCACUGCUGUCCUAGUGGCACAACUUGCGAUCUUGAAGGCCAUACCUGCAGGGUCUCAGAAGCAAAGCAUCAACCAUUACUUCAUGUUGGGAGUAUGAAGAAACCAGUCGUCGUUAAUGUUGUGUGUCCUUCUGUUCCAGGCCACGAGGAGAAGGAGUGCUCUAGUAACAGCACGUGCUGCUUGAUGUCUGAAGGCAAUUAUGGUUGCUGCCCUUUUCCGAAUGCUGUCUGCUGUGAUGACAAGAAGCAUUGCUGUCCUUUUGAUUAUGCAUGUAACCCUGAUGAUGGAACAUGUACAGACAAAUCCAAAGGAUUCCUUUACACCAUCCCUCCUACAAGGAUGAGCUACAAGAGGCCUCUCCUGUAAGUAUCAUGACAAUAGCUUGCUGUCAUUAUAUGUUGCUAUUGCUGUAUAAAUUUGUUUUCUCCCCAUAUUGCUACAUGCAUUAUACUCCUUAUUAAUAAUUUAUUGUGAUUCAGUCUCAAUUCAUUGCUAGUAUAAUUUGUUGCUUUUUUCUUAAGGAUACAAUUUUGUUGUAAAUACUUCAA